GUGAGCCUGAACUUUUGGAUCUGCAAUCGCUGCAAUGGCCACCGCGUUUGCCUGCUCCGAGACAAUGGCCGCGCGCACCUGCAGACCCACAUCAGCCCUCCAGCAGUUUGCAGGCAGGCCGAAGGUCCUCCUGGCUAGCAGGCCCCAGCUCAGAAGGCAGAAUGCUCGCCAAGUCACCCGCAUGGCGGGAGACGUGGACAAGGUUGCUGCCGUCUACGCUAACGCCUUGGUGGACCUAGCACAGGGCAAGAACGCCCUGGACACAGUACAUGCAGAUGUGGACUCCCUUCAGAGCGCGUUCAAGGAGACCCCGGACGUGAAGGACUUUCUGUUCAACCCGGUGGUUGCGGACAAGCGCAAGCGCGAGCUGCUGUCCAGCCUGGCAAACGACGCCGGCCUGAGCAAGCACACGCUCAACUUCCUCAACCUGCUCCUGGACCAGGACCGCCUGGUCGCCAUCCAGGAGAUCUUCGACCAGUUCGAGAUCCAGUACUGCAAGCUCACAGACACCCAGGUGGCGACGCUGAGGUCAGCGGUGAGGCUGGAGCAGGAGCAGCAAUUCCUGAUCGCCAAGAAGCUGCAGGAGCUGACUGGAUCCAAGAACAUCAAGCUCAAGCCCGUCAUCGAUGAGUCACUCAUCGCCGGCUUCAUUGUGGAGUACGGCAGCAGCCAGAUCGACCUGUCAGUGAAGGGCCAGCUCGACAAGAUCACCCUGGAGCUCACCAACGGCCCAGCGCUGGCCACUGCCUGAGUGUGCGCACACAUGCUCGCACAUGCCGGCAUGCAGCACGCGCAUGCUGACGCGCUGCUCUAGAUUGCGAAACCUGAGACGCGGUUUUCAGUAUGAGGCGACUGUCUGCGAAUUAAUCAGAGCAGCAGAGGCUUGGCAUGAGGGAUUGGGCAAGUCUUGUCAUGCAGCACUUGCCGGCUUGGUAAAUCUGAUGACUUUGUUAGAGACUUAAUGAACUUGAUCGAGCGUCGCCGUGGGUGAACGGCGGGUUUGCUUCAGAGAGGAGUGGAUGUGCAUUGUUGAGAAUGACUGAGAAGAGUAUUCAUUAGUUUUGUCUCGUUAGAGAUGUUUACUUGAUCGUCUCUGAGGGAGUCUAUAUGGACUGAGGAGGUUGAUGCAGAGAACAUGGAACAUUUGUCACCGUUGUAAAGAGCAUUCUGAUGU
Coccomyxa subellipsoidea C-169 is the source of this 1174-nucleotide messenger RNA. RefSeq names its product chloroplast ATP synthase subunit delta precursor. Bases 35 to 751 code for a protein of 238 amino acids. The transcript is spliced from 4 exons. Gene Ontology annotation, molecular function: proton-transporting ATP synthase activity, rotational mechanism. Gene Ontology annotation, cellular component: chloroplast thylakoid membrane. The record is from RefSeq and is a predicted model, not a curated record. Gene Ontology annotation, biological process: photosynthetic electron transport in photosystem I; proton motive force-driven ATP synthesis; photosynthetic electron transport in photosystem II. Lineage: Eukaryota; Viridiplantae; Chlorophyta; Trebouxiophyceae; Coccomyxaceae.